AUGUCCCUUCCCUCACACCCCUCCUUCCACCCCAUCGCCUUGCACCCCUCCCUCCCCUCCACCAAAUCCGCCACGACGCCCCCAACAACCGGACACACCUCCCCCCUUCCCCCCACCGCAACCACCAAAUUCCCCAACCGCGGAUGUUUAUCAAUUACCACGCCACCGUCCCGCGUAUCCGCCCGCCACACCAAUCGCGCGUGGGAAAACGGGCGAGCUGCGAGAUGCGGCAGCGUCUCCCUCAGCACCCCCCGCACACGCGCCUCCGCCUCAACCGGAAUCUGCGCCCUCGCAAACGGCACAGAAGCAUACGUAUACGUCGACGUAUUCGCCACGGGAUUGAUUGUCGAGCACAUCAAGGGGGAUUUGCUUCGCUUCACCAUCCUCGAGCGAUAUGUACGCGACCCCGCGCGCCCGCGGCACAAUCUGCGCCUCGAAAUCGAGGAGCAGGGUGGAAUACGCGCCCGCGGCUAA
Molecule: messenger RNA, 474 nt
Organism: Parastagonospora nodorum SN15
Lineage: Eukaryota; Fungi; Ascomycota; Dothideomycetes; Pleosporales; Phaeosphaeriaceae
Exons: 2
Coding region: 1-474 (157 amino acids)
Source: RefSeq, a predicted model, not a curated record